Messenger RNA from Saccostrea cuccullata (small rock oyster), 1883 nucleotides. RefSeq lists its product as uncharacterized. The record is from RefSeq and is a predicted model, not a curated record. Bases 142 to 1530 code for a protein of 462 amino acids. Lineage: Eukaryota; Metazoa; Mollusca; Bivalvia; Ostreida; Ostreidae. The transcript is spliced from 2 exons.
UUUUGGUUAAUAGUAGUGAGUUAUCGUUCGUGUUGCGGUGGCGCUACGUGUCCCGGUCCUUGAUAAACUUCCGCCUCGUGAUAAACACAUUGUAAAUAAACUGGGAUGUUAGGUUUACGAUUGUUUUAAAUACAAAGAAUAAUGCCUAGUAAUUGUUGUUGUGUGCCUGGAUGUCACGAAAGAGGUGGACAUCAGUUCCCUACGGAAAAGUUAAGAAGAAACAAGUGGAUUGUUGCGAUUAAACGCUUGGACGAGCGCACAAACAAGCUAUGGGAGCCUUCGAAGUCAGCUGUUGUUUGUAAACGACAUUUUACUUCAGAUGACUACGUGUCGGAGACUAUUCAGGGACAGAAACCUCUAUCUGGAAGACUGAAGAAUACUGCUGUGCCAAGCAUUUUCUUUUGGACAAAGGAGACAGAAAGUUCAUUUGCCCGAGCAUCCAGGGCAGAAGGCAGGGAUAGCAGAAAAAGAAAGUUUGAUGAAUUCUGUCAUGAAGAAUUAGAGUGCAGUUUCACUGAAUUAGACUGUAUGGAAGAAACUGUGGUAGUUGAUGACUCAAAAGUGUGUGACGAGGAGGAAAAAUUAAACUCUGUUGAAUUAAGAGACACCUGUACACAAACACAGUCACAGCCAAUAUUUUCAGUUGAACAGUUUGAGAAGGAUAAUUCAGCCAUACAUUUUUAUACUGGCCUUGAAACUUAUGCCAAGUUUUUGUUUACACUGCAGUCACUUGGCCCUGCUGCUUAUUGUUUAAGAUAUGUAUUUUUUCAAGUUCAAGGGGUAUCUAUUCCCAAUCAGUAUUUUAUGACACUUAUGAAACUACGGAGGUAUACUACCAAUUUUGAACUUUCAAGAUUUUUCAAUGUUUCAGAAAGUACUGUUAAAAAUAUUGUACUUACCUGGAUUUUAUUUAUGUCAAAACAGUGGCGAGAGAUUUCAAUUUGGCCAUCUCAAUCUCUUGUUCGUUAUUUUGCACCAUCAGAUUUUAAGUCAAAAUUUCCAACUACCAGAGCCAUUUUAGAUGCAACUGAAUUUCCAAUUAAAAAACCAAGUACACCUAGGGCACAGCAAGCCACAUUUUCAACAUAUAAAAACAGAAAUACAAUGAAAGCUUUAAUAGGGUGUACACCAGGAGGCCUUGUGAACUUUGUUAGCCCAGCAUAUUGUGGGUCGACAAGUGACAGGCAAAUAGUUGAGAGAAGUUGUCUUAAAAAUCUUUGUGAUCAAGGUGACAGUUUAAUGGCUGAUAAAGGUUUUAAUGUCCAAGAUAUUUUUGCUUCUAAGGAUGUUACUAUAAACAUUCCUACAUUUUUUAGAAAUAGGAACAGAAUGUCAGGAAGAAUUGUUCUUAAUGAUAGAAAGGUGUCAAGUAAAAGAGUUCAUAUAGAAAGAAUUAUUGGACUUGGUAAAACUUAUAAAAUUUUAACACAUCCUUUAACAAGUACUGAAGCAUGCAUGUCAUCAGAUAUAGUAUUUGUCUGUUUUAUGUUGUGCAAUUUUCGCACUGGUAUUGUAUCAUCAAAUGCAUAGAAAAAAAAACAUUUUUCAAAAUUUCUUUAGCUUUCAUAUUUCAAAUUUGAAUUAUAGGCAGAAAUAUUGAUGCUAAAUAAGAUAAGAAAUGUAAACAACACUACACGUACUGUAUUUGUUUAGAAGAUUUCUAUGUAUAUUUUAUUGCACACAUUCACAAAGAUUCACUGUAAGGCUUGAAGAAAUAUUUCUCAAGAAUUGCUUGUUUGAAGUAGUCUUUGUAAAAGUUGUUUAGCUUAUUAAUCAUGUCAGCUAUGAAUGCAUCAUCACGUUUGAUUUCAAUGUAUAUGAUGUCAUUUACUUUUAAAUUGUUUGCUAAACAUACAGUAAAAAUACAUGUGUUUGCACCGGUA